AUGAAGCUGCUCACGUUGGUGGUGCUGCUGUUCUCCGCCAGCAUCGUCUGCCGGGCGGAAUAUCAAAAAUUCGACAAUUAUAAACUAUACACAUUGUACGUGGAGGAUGACGAGCAAGCAGAAGAGCUGCACGACUGGUACGCCAAUGGACAGCUAGACUUCUGGAGCUACGGUACGCUCAACGAGAGCGUCACGGUCAUGAUCAACCCAGAGCUGCAGACAUACUUCGAGACGAUGCUGGAUGAAGUUGAGCUCGAGUCCGAGCUGGUGGAGGAGAAUGUACAGUCGUUGCUGGAGCACGAACAGGAGCAGCGCAAUCUGCACAAUCUGGGCAAGCGCAGACGUCCCCAGAAGGUGCCGCAAACGCCAACCGACACCGACGCCGACAUCGAGGAGGAUGCUAUCGAUUUCGAGCAUUUCUGGACGCUGGACGAGAUCUAUAGCUAUAUGGAUCGGUUGGAGAAGACGUACCCGAAUCUGGUGCGCGUAAUGACGAUCGGCCAGACGUACGAGAACCGCUCGAUCCAGGCGAUGACUAUCUCGAGGGAUGGACAAAUCAAUCAUACGCGGCCAGUGGUGUUGGUUGACGCGGGUAUACAUGCCCGUGAAUGGGCUUCGCAUAUGUCGGCGGUAUAUCUGAUCCAUCAGCUGGUUGAGAAUGCGGAGGAGCACGAUAGUCUGCUGUAUUUUACGGAUUGGAUCAUUGUGCCAGUGAUGAACCCGGAUGGAUACGUGUACUCAUACGAGACGAACCGACUGUGGCGCAAGAAUCGCAAUGCGGACAACAUUCUCUGCGAGGGAACGGAUAUUAACCGCAACUUCCCAUACCGCUGGAGUUACACAUCGCAUUCCUGCACGGAUGGAUUUGCCGGCAAAACGCCCGGUUCGGAGAUCGAAACCCAGGCACUGAUGCUGCUGAUAUCUCAGUUCGCACGCAGUAUCAAGAUGUACCUUUCCGUGCACAGCUGUGGCGAUUACAUUCUGUACCCGAACGGAUACGCCUACAAGCCGGUCCCGAAUGCGGCAGAUCUUUACGCGCUGGGACUGCAGGCGGCCGAAGCGGUGCAGAAGGUCGGCGGACCGGAGUACCUUGUCGGACAGGCAUCCGGCAUGCUGUACUUGGCGACCGGUAGCGAUGACUUCAUCUACGGUGCGUACGGUGUUGAGUAUGCGUACACGCUGGAGCUGUCCUGCGGUAACCGUGGCUACGGAUUCAUCAUCGAAACGGACCAAAUCCAAACGAUUGCGGCGGAAACGUUCGAGAUGUUCAAGGUGUUUGGCCAGCACGCCGGCAGUCAGAAGAUUAGCAAAAUGAAGCCGCUUGCCGUGGUGACCGCUUGCUUGCUGGCCUUGGCAUUCGCCAAAGCCGGUUCCUAUCAUGAGUUCGAAGUGUACAAUGUACGUCCGGAAACGCAGGAACAGCUGACGGUGCUGUUGAAGUGGCGAAACGCCGAGCAGGAUGUGGACUUUUGGGACACACCGAAGGUGGGCCGUAAUGCGCGCGUUAUGGUCACGAGGCAAGAUCACAAACGGGUGGAAGAAUUCCUGGAGCAGCACGACAUCGAGUACGAUCUGGUUGCGGAGGAUGUGCAGGAGUUGCUGAAUCGUGAGCAGCGGCGCAAUGUGGAGCACAACCGACGCUUGAAGCGUGACUCGAACUCACGUGCCACGAUAAACUUUGAGCAUUUCUGGACGUUAGAUGAGAUCUACGACUAUCUGGACGAGCUCGCGGCUGCAUACGAUGGGCUGGUGCGCGUGUCGGAGAUCGGAAGGACUUACGAAGAUCGGCCCAUCAAGGCCAUCACUAUCUCGACGCGGGGUACCAUCGAUCAAACCCGUCCCAUUGUGUUUAUGGAUGGAGGCAUUCACGCCAGAGAAUGGGCCGGUGUUAUGUCGGUCAUGUACAUGAUCCACGAGUAUGUGGAACAUUCGGAAGAGUACGCCAAUCAGCUAUCAAAUGCGGACUACGUCAUCGUGCCGGUGGCCAACCCGGACGGGUACGUGUACACGCACGUGCAGAACCGACUGUGGCGCAAGAACCGCUCGCAAGCCAACGUUCUCUGCUACGGGGUGGAUCUGAACCGUAACUUCCCGUUCAUGUGGGAUCGCACCACGACCGAAUGUACGAACAAUUUCGCCGGCCAUACGGCUUCGUCCGAGAACGAAACCAAAGCCAUCAUCGCACUGAUGGACCAGUACAAGGCGGCGAUCCGAAUGUAUCUGGCCGUUCACACGUACGGUGAGAUGAUACUGUGGCCGUGGGGCUACGACUUCCUGCAUGCACCGAACGCGGCCGAACUGCAGCGUUUGGGCGAGCAGGCGCGCGACGCACUGGUCGCCGCUGGUGGACCCGAGUACGAGGUUGGCAAUUCGGCGGACAUUCUGUACACGGCCACCGGUGCGACGGACGAUUACGCGUACAAUCUCGGCGUACCGUUCGCGUACACGAUCGAGCUAACUGGGGGUGGCUCGCAGGGAUUCGAUCUGCCCGCGACCGACCUAGCACGCGUCACCGCGCAAACGUUCGAACUGUUGAAGGUGUUCGGACAGCAUGCCGGCACACUGUCGUUGACUUUGUAAGCUUCGUAUCAGCGCACUCGUUCGGGGUCGCUAAUCAGCAGCCGAUUAAACUGCUGAUUGAUUAUCGAUUGUAACAGCCACUACUGGCAAUGAGUAACACAAUAAAGCAGGCACGGUACAGCACGCUAUCACGCAUUAUGGCAUUGCAGCACUGUGACAUUGAUAGAACUGCUUUUUUUCUAGAGAUUAUCGUUUAGAAAACAAGAAUUGGCCUUCAAACAAAUAGGUGCUUGUACAAUGUAGCUUAGC
Messenger RNA from Anopheles moucheti, 2829 nucleotides. RefSeq lists its product as uncharacterized. The transcript is spliced from 8 exons. Gene Ontology annotation, biological process: proteolysis. Gene Ontology annotation, molecular function: zinc ion binding; metallocarboxypeptidase activity. Bases 1 to 2580 code for a protein of 859 amino acids. Lineage: Eukaryota; Metazoa; Arthropoda; Insecta; Diptera; Culicidae. The record is from RefSeq and is a predicted model, not a curated record.